CUUACCUGGACGACUGCCCCCAGUGGUCGACGCCCACCCUGGUUGCCCGGCACAGGCGUGCUUGCUUGCUUGCGCAUCUUCCGCGUGGCAGGCUGGACUUGGUUGGGGGCCGCAUCUACAGUAAAUUACAAUAAUCUUCAAUCGGACAACACCUUCGCCCGGGAACAUCGCCAGAUUCGCAACGAACUCCCCCAUCUGGAAGCCAGAAAGUCUCCCUACAGCUUCACCGCAUCCGCGUACGAUAACCUGGCCUGCCAAGACAGCAAUCUUGGGCCCCCCGAAUGGAGUCAAUUGUCUGUUCACUCCUCUGGCAGGGUUUUUUUUUUGGUAUUCAGGCUCAAUCUUUCCAUCGGUGGUAUUUCCUGCUGCAAAUCACCGAGAUCUCGAGCCGACGUGCAGCGCUGCCGCCGAUGAAUGCAAUGGCUGGCGCUUGAUCCACGUUCAACCAGCAGUGUACUGUAGGCGCAACUGUCCGCUCGGAACUUGCCCCAUUGCGAGAUGCUGGGAGUCUGGAGCCAGCGAGAGCCACUCAUCUCGAGGUCCAAAAUGCCCGAGCGAUCGCUGGCAUCAGCAGCGUGCAGGCAUGGAUCUGUAAGGGGAUGCCUAUCUAUCGAGAACGGUCUCCUCGUUGAAGAACAAUCUCACCACUUCUGGACUGACGACGAGGGGCAGGGCCGCAGCCGCCACCAUUCAUACUCGCUCCUGAUAUUCUACAAUUUACGCGACGAACUGCUAACUACUGGAAACUACGACGGCUCCACGGGCCAAGAACGUGGCUUUGCUUCUCCAAACGGGCGAGCACCCUGGCGUUAUUCCGCCUCCAAUGUGACAGCACUUCCGAGGCCAUCCUGGAUGGGAAGUGUCCAUGUCGAUCAAUCAUCACGGGCUUCAGUCCCUCGUUACACAGCACUCCUCGGCGAGCACCAGCACAUGGCUCGCACGGGCCCCGAUGCUCCCAUUCCAGAAGGCCCAUUUCUGCUGUACCUUCUUGCAAUGUAUCGGUGGCCUCAGGCCUUGAAUCGGAACAUCAAGCCUGCAGAUGCAGUUACGGCAUCCGUCCGCAUCCGUACCACAUGGCGUCCUGGCAUGAAUCUCAUUCACGAACAAAGCACCACCCAAUGCCAGGAUCCUGGCUGGCAUUGGCGAAUACCCGAGAGGUAUUACUUCUUAAGUUCCUCCCCUUGA
Messenger RNA from Hyaloscypha bicolor E, 1185 nucleotides. RefSeq lists its product as uncharacterized. The transcript has 2 exons. NCBI's taxonomy places the organism in Eukaryota, Fungi, Ascomycota, Leotiomycetes, Helotiales, Hyaloscyphaceae. The record is from RefSeq and is a predicted model, not a curated record. Bases 499 to 1185 code for a protein of 228 amino acids.